CGUUUUUGGAGCCAAACCCUAAAAUACCAGAUAAAAAUAUCCAUCAAUUUAUUCACCAUUAUUAUUUUUAAAAACGAUGGUUAUAAUCCAAUUAUGUUCGUCGAGCUUAUUCAAGUCCCGUAUUUGAAAUCCUGAAAUUCCAAUUCCCAUUCUUUCAGCUCCCAUUUCAGCUUUAUUUUAGCUACUCGAGGUCUCUUUCAGCAGCUGUCGACAGUUUAAGUUCCUUCACUAUGAGCAAUUGCAACAUGACUAGAUUUUGUGCCGUUCACCGUAAAGCCGUGGCUCCCUUGUCCAUGAGCAGAAGAUGUAGAAAUGGGUGUCAAAGAACCCUUCCCGCCAACACUUUAACGCGUUUCUCCCAGAACACUAAAAGUAUUGUCCGUGCCCCGAGAUCGAUAGUGUUAGCCGUGAAUCUCACCCCGUUUGAUGCACCUCAACGCUCAGAUGAAUGGUUUGCCCUUCGGAGGAACAGGUUGACCACAAGCACCUUCAGUACUGCUUUGGGGUUUUGGAAAGGAAAGCGCCGCUCCGAGCUCUGGCAUGAAAAAGUUUUUGAAUCGGAAAUGCAGGUCGUGGAAUCUUCUAAAAAGUGUGCUAUGGAGUGGGGUGUUCUCAAUGAAGCCGCUGCUAUUGAGCGAUACAGAAGUAUUACAGGUCGUGAAGUAAGCUCUUUAGGCUUUGCUAUCCAUUCUAAGGAGCAGUUGGACUGGCUUGGUGCAUCACCCGACGGUCUUCUCGGUUGCUUUCCAGGAGGUGGCAUCCUGGAAGUGAAGUGUCCAUACAACAAAGGCAAACCCGAGACUGCUCUGCCGUGGUCAACCAUGCCAUUCUAUUACAUGCCUCAGGUUCAGGGUCAGAUGGAGAUAAUGGACCGAGAAUGGGUCGAUUUAUAUUGCUGGACACAAAACGGAAGCACGAUAUUCCGCGUGUGUAGAGAACGCAGUUACUGGGAUCUUAUACACGGCAUUUUACGGGAAUUUUGGUGGGGGAACGUAAUGCCCGCUAGGGAAGCCGUAUCGUCGGGCAAGGAAGAGGAUGCUAAGACAUAUGAACCUGCAUCCACACACAAGAGAACCGGGCUUGCAAUUUCGAAGAGCAUAAAGUUAGCUAGUGAAGCAAAGAUGUUUUGUAGGGAGAUUGCAGGUCAUAUUGAAUUUUAUAGAUGAUUAGCCACUGCACUUUUCUUAUUCAUAAUUGCCAUUGAUUUUUAACCAUGUACAGUGGCCAUUGUAUUUUUAUAAUUCCACUGACCAUCUGUCAAGAACAA
Molecule: messenger RNA, 1267 nt
Organism: Hibiscus syriacus
Lineage: Eukaryota; Viridiplantae; Streptophyta; Magnoliopsida; Malvales; Malvaceae
Exons: 2
Coding region: 231-1166 (311 amino acids)
Source: RefSeq, a predicted model, not a curated record